This is a messenger RNA of Coregonus clupeaformis (lake whitefish), 2326 nucleotides long. RefSeq names its product zinc finger protein 572-like. The transcript has 4 exons. NCBI's taxonomy places the organism in Eukaryota, Metazoa, Chordata, Actinopteri, Salmoniformes, Salmonidae. Gene Ontology annotation, molecular function: DNA-binding transcription factor activity, RNA polymerase II-specific; RNA polymerase II cis-regulatory region sequence-specific DNA binding. Gene Ontology annotation, biological process: regulation of transcription by RNA polymerase II. Bases 118 to 1638 code for a protein of 506 amino acids. The record is from RefSeq and is a predicted model, not a curated record.
UUUGCGCACGCAUCUCCCACUUGAAACGUUGUUGCCAUUUAUCAUCAUCUACGAAUUGUUUAUUGCACUUUUUACUAAAACACAGAGAAUACAUAUCUGUAAUUUGGGCUGGACAAGAUGGCAAGCUGCAAUUUUCAGGAGCAGUUGGUAUCCAUUAUGGAGGUAUUAGCUAAAGCAGCUGUAGCAGAAAUAAACAAACGUGUUGAUGAUAGCUGUGCAGUUAUACGUUUGGAAAUGACCCAAAGCCAGCGAGAUAUUGAUGUACUGAAAAGAAAGUGUCAGAUGAUGGAGAGCGAGCUGAAGAAGACACGAGGACGAGUCAGAAGAAAAGUUUUUUACCCAAUGGCAUCAGAGAGAUCUUCAUAUCCAGUCAAGAUUGUUUUGAACAAGCAGAGCAAUAGCUCACAGUGGAGAGACGGAGAGAUGGCUGUUGGAGAGGACUCUCAACCCCAGCCUACAGAUGUGGAGCAGAGAGCGGAGACUGAACCCAUACUGAUCAAAGAUGAGGAGACAGCAGAGGAUGUGUGGAAGACUGACCCUCAGGAAGAGCUCAGGAUCACUGGAGAGGAGUCUGGUUCCAAGCCUGGGCAACCACCAUCCUUUGAGCAACGGCACUGUGAUGAGGACUUCAUCACACAACCCAACAUAUCUCCUGAAGACUCAGUGGAACAUUAUCCCAAUUAUCAUGGUCCAGAGGAACCAGGCACACCCCGGCUCACGUCUACAGAGAAAUCAAAGGUGUUCAACCCAGAGCAGCACCAGCCAGCCGAGGACGAGGACUCACUAGAGCUAGUGAUGGUGAAGGAUGAGAAAAAGGAGGAGCUGGAUCUGACCACAGCCCUGGCAGGACCUGACCAGUUUGUCAUGGAUGAGACUGAUCGGCAGCUGUGGACCUCUGUGGAUCCAGGCAGAGACACUGACCCUGAUGGCCACCCAGAUUUCUCCUUUCAUGCGAUAGAGGAGUACUCUCAGAAUAAAUCAAUUUUCCCAUCUCAUAGUGGGCUGCCAUCCAUUCCUACUAUGACAGAUGAUGGAGGGCCAUCGUUUCACUCCUCUAUAGGGAAACCACAUGCUAACAUGUUCAGUGCAGCAGCACACAUGAAAAGACAUGUCAGGACAUUGGCUGAUGAGACUAGACAACAGAUGCCAGACAGACAGAGCAGCGAGAGGCUGAACUCAAAUAAUGACGGAAAUAAUUUAUCUCUACAGUCAAGGCAGCAUCAGUACAGGGCUUCAGAAGCAACAGUGAGAAUGAGUGAGUGCAUGACAGGGUCAAACAUGGCCACCACCUCCACCUUCUCUGGAUACAGCCUGAGUCGCAGUAGUUUUAACAUGGUGAAGAGAAUGAGGACUCAGUGGAGAUCAGGCGGCACCACCGGAGAAAAACCGUACACCUGCGAACAGUGUGGCAGGAAUUUCACCAAGCAGUACAAUCUGAUCAGACAUGCUGUGGUCCACAGCGGGGAGAAGCCCUAUGAGUGCACACAAUGUGGGAAAUGCUUCACCCAGCGCUCCAGUAUGAAGUCACAUCAGAGAACUCACAUAGGAGAAAGUCCAGUGUCUCAAAAUGUGGUACACGCAUACCCUGGGGAUCCACAUACAAGUUUAAUGUUGUCUCAGGCCAGAUGGAACAAAUAAAACAUAAUUGCAUAGUUUUUCUGUACCACUUUCUUUGUGAAAAUGUGGUACAGAAGGUAUUUUGAGACAUUUUGACAAGCUUUUCCUCCUAAUUGAUUUGUGAAAUGGUUUUCAUGUUUGACUGUUGACGGCUCCUCACAUUCAUUUUACUAUUUAUUUACAACUGGUAAGAAAAAUAUCAUAAAAACCAUGUAUUUAAAUAAGGAGUCAAUCUGCAUUUUAGAUAAAGAACACACACUGAGUAACACCUUCCUAAAGUGGAUGAAACAUUAAUAAGGGUCAGUCUAUGUCAGAAAGAAAGAACAGGUAUUCAUAAUGUUUUGUACACUGUAUAUAGGAACCAUUUAGUAUAUGUUGUCUAGUUAGUGUUUGUCUAUCUGGGAUUUCACUUCUUGGCACAAGGGACAGUAUCAUAUCAAAUCAGGUUAAUAACUUAACUCUGCUUAAAAUGUUACGUUAUGUUAACUCAACUAGGCAAUCAAAUAUGUGUUUCAGUGUAUUAGCUCACAUCUUACAUGUAUGUUCAUACAACUUUACAUUUGACAUCUGGAAAUUACACUUUUACUGUACAUUGUCUAAACUGACACUACACCUGUACUGUAUAAAACUGGUAAUCUGAAUCAAAGAUCAUUAGAUACCAUAGAUGGCUAAAUCGAUAAGAUAAAUAAAUAUGAUUGGUAGUUUGAAA